Messenger RNA from Cuscuta campestris, 1254 nucleotides. NCBI's taxonomy places the organism in Eukaryota, Viridiplantae, Streptophyta, Magnoliopsida, Solanales, Convolvulaceae. The record is from the annotation of a GenBank genome assembly.
CGGUAGAGUGUGCCACUCUACUCAUUUGACAAUCUAUGACUGGACUGCCUUUUAUUGGUUAGAAUAUGACAUAUGUGCUUGUGGCAAUCCUUUAGUGUCACCAAUGGUUUUGAAACUUAUGGAUAAACAACGUGUUGUCAAGACAUCAGUGAGACUACUCAAUUUUCUACCUCGUGCCGGUGCCUUGCACAAUUAGGCAGCUGAACCUGCGAGGCCAUGGCCGUAUACGGCCGCACAUUUCGAACCAUGGGGAUCCAUCUCCGACCGGUCGAAUUCGGGUCGCCCCGCCUCUUGCACAACGGCCCCGACACUGUGGAGGAGCUUCUCGACAGGCACAUCGCCGUCAAGGAGGAGAAGAAGAAGAAGAUUCUAGACGAAGACGACAACGAAAUCCUGACUCGGCAGCGGCUCACCAGCACUCGCCGCGAGGCGCUGAGUCUCUACAGGGACAUCAUCCGGGCCACCCGGUUCUUCGCCUGGCCCGAUUCCCGAGGCCUUCUCUGGCGCGAUGUCCUUCGAGAGAACGCCAGGAAGGAAUUCGAGGAGGCCCGAUUCGAAACCGACCCGGAAACCAUCACCCGUUUGCUGAUUGGAGGCCACGACGCCCUGCAAGCCGCCCUCGACAAGCUCGUGGAGAAACAGAAACAGGAGAUCCAAAAGCACCAAGGUUAUGUAGGGUGAAUGAAUCCUAGGAUAAGCAGAUGCAAUCUCAGGAACCCAUAAUGAAGGAGAAGUAAGAUCAAGUAUUGUGGCAAAUGCCACUGGCCUCCAUUGCAUCUGUUUUGGAUCCUCUGCAAUUUGGGAUCUUGUCACACUUGACCAAUUCGAUCGGGACAUUUUGGCCAUAUCUAAUAUACCUACCGUUGCUUCAGAAGCUGCGUUAUGGGGUGCAGGGAGGGCUAUUGAUCCGUAUCGGGCGUCUUUAUCCACCAACAUUGUUGAAGUGUUUGAUUUCUGCUGGAGAUCGGGUUCGUAACAUACAUGCAAUGAAGAUAUUUUUAGCACACCAGUAGUGGCAAAAGCAUGAGAGAUGAGAACAACAAUUUGUUCUGUGAUGAAGAUUAAUAUGGAGCACACAUGGAUGUGCUCCAUUUGAAGGACAUGGUCAAGUCGUGUUUCCAGUCCACCAACUUGGUUCCAAGAUGUGUUUGAGUUUGAUAAAAUAAUAGUACUCGGAAACAUAUUUUUGUAUAUUUCUAAGGUUUCUUUGAUUGCAAAGAUCAAGCCCCCCUUUAUACGCUUAGCACAAGAGUU